UCGGACACGGCCGAGGAUCUCGGCUCGGGGGUGCAGGACGGGGUCCGGGGCAGCCCUGCCGCCGGGGGCGGAGGCACGGCCGGGCCCCCCGCCCGCUACCGCCGCGGGGGAGAGCUGCGCCAGCACGGCUGGGCGGUCGCGGCGCCGGCCCUCCCCACCCUCGCAUUCAACUGGUGGGACCCCUAUCCUCCGCCCUCGGUAGCGGCGCGGCGCGCAGGAGGCGGCGGGACGAAGCAGGCAGCGGGCGGGGGGGCAGCGGCGGGCGGCCCGGCCCGGCCCGGCUCGGCCCGGCGGGGCGGGCGGCGCUGGCGGAGGAUGCGGGCGGCGGCCCGGCGGCGCGGGCGGCUGCAGGCGGGCAGGCAGCGGCGCGGCGCCUGAGCGCAGGGCUCCGCUCCGCUCCCGAGGAUGCUGGGGGGCGAUGCCCGGCGACAGGGAGGACGAGAUUUGCCAGAAAGCGCUGCAGCUGCUGGCCGAGCUGUGCUCCGUCGGGGCGGUGGAGAACGAGAACUGCCGGGAUUUCAUCUACUACCUGCGGGACAGAGCCCGGCCCCGCCUCAGCGACUCAGAUAUCUCAAUAAGCUUGCUAUCCCUAGUUGUCACAGCCUGUGGUCUUGCUCUGUUUGGUGUGUCUCUGUUCGUGUCCUGGAAGCUUUGUUGGAUCCCUUGGCGAGAGCGUGGUCUGCCGUUUGGGAACAAAGACAACAAACAAGAAUCACUGAACUACACAGAUACAGAGACCAAUGACCGUGACUACAGUGAGGAUUAUCUGGGUGAGCCUGCGGCCUAUCCGGAGUCCUCCAUGAAGAUCAGCCACACCUCCCCUGAUAUUCCAUUAGAUGCUCAGGCGGGAACGAAGGAGAACUGCGUACACAAUGUGCGAAUGCAUCGUCAGAUCACUGAACCAACCUCUUCUGCUCGGCAUAAUUCAAUCCGAAGACAGCUCAACCUCUCCAACCCUGACUUCAACAUCCAGCAGGUUCAGAAACAGGAGCAAUUGACGGGGAUUGGCCGCAUUAAGCCAGAGCUUUAUAAGCAAAGAUCAGUGGACACAGAUGAUGGCCGAAGAAGUAAUAGCAAGGCAUGUGGAAAACUGAACUUUAUUCUGAAAUAUGAUUGUGAUUUAGAGCAGCUGAUAGUGAAGAUACACAAGGCCAUCAACCUGCCAGCAAAAGACUUCUCUGGAACUUCAGAUCCAUACGUGAAGAUAUAUCUGCUUCCUGAUAGGAAAACAAAACAUCAGACUAAAGUGCACAGAAAGACCCUAAAUCCAGUAUUUGAUGAAGUUUUUUUAUUUACUGUCCCAUACAAUGAUCUGAACACAAGGAAACUCCAUUUCUCUGUGUAUGACUUUGACAGAUUCUCCAGGCAUGACUUGAUUGGCCAAGUGAUAGUGGAUAAUUUUUUAGAUUUGGCAGAUUUUCCCAGGGAAUGUAAUAUUUGGAAGGAUAUUGAAUAUGUCACCAAUGAUAAUGUGGAUCUUGGUGACCUGAUGUUUUCACUCUGCUACCUUCCAACAGCUGGUAGACUAACUAUUACAAUAAUAAAGGCAAGAAAUUUAAAGGCAAUGGAUAUCACAGGAGCAUCAGAUCCCUACGUGAAGGUUUCUUUAAUGUGUGAAGGAAGGCGACUAAAGAAACGAAAAACUUCCACCAAGAGGAAUACCCUUAAUCCCGUUUACAAUGAAGCCAUAGUCUUUGACGUCCCUCCAGAAAAUAUUGACCAAAUUAACUUGUCGAUAGCUGUUAUGGAUUAUGACCGUGUAGGUCACAAUGAGGUCAUCGGAGUAUGUCAAGUAGGCAACGAUGCAGAAAGUCUGGGUCGCGACCACUGGAAUGAAAUGCUCUCAUACCCUCGGAAACCCAUUGCUCACUGGCAUCCUCUUGUGGAGGGCCCUAUUGAGCAGAAAUGUUAUGCAGGUCUUCUGCGCUUGGAUGGCUGCCGAAGAGGCUUCCUCACCCUUUUAACCUAUUCAGCAGAAAUUUGGCAUUCCUGUUGAACUCUUUCUUAGCCAUAUCCUCAGGGGCUAUUCCACAGAGUCCAGUGGGGAAUCAAGUGGGGGAGGGUGUCCAGCGCAUCCAGGCUGUGCAGAGAAAUAUAUACACAGCAUAUCAUUUUGGUUCCUGAAUCAGGAUUAGACUCAGCGAGAGCUUCUGGAACCUCUGUGGCCACAGCCAUAGGACCCUGAAUAUUUGCUGAAUAGGACCCUCAGUCUUCUACUGUGUGAAGAGCUAUUUGUCUCAAGUAGCGUAAUGUUAUCCACUUGUAGCAUUAAUUCUCCAGCUGACACUAUUGCUACUGAUAGAUUAUUUGUAUGGUCGUAAGCAUUACCCAAAUUCGAGUCAUAAUUUCUGUUCACUAGAAUAACCCAGGUUUUACAAGCAACAUGAUAGCAAUGAAAACCAAAUAUGGGAAGUAGCAACAAAUAUGGUUCUUGUAUUUACAAAAAGGUGUAGUAUUGUGAAUUGAUAGCUUUCUAAAUAGUUUUUUUUCAUGAAUGAUUGUCAUCAGACAUUUAUUUUUUGAUGACAAGUUGCAUCCUCAGUCUCAGUGGGUGCCUCUUUUCACCUUAUAUGUAAACAAAUUAAUAUGGUUCUUUGUAGGAAUCCUUCAAAUCUGAAAAAAAGUUCUGUUGGGUGAGAACAAGAUACAUAUGGUAUUUGUAAUGACAGUGUGUUCUUUUAGAAAGAAGAUAACCAUCUGUAUAUUAUGGAGGCUGCUAGUCCUUAACCUUUGUAGAUGAUUUUCCAGUUGAUGUUUCUUAGUUGUGUCCAUGAGACUGCAAAAAGUUAGCAGCAUAUCACAGGCGGCUAUAUUCUAUCAUAUACACAAGCACACACAACUCAUGUCAUUUUGAAAUGCUGCUCCAAAUAUAUAGUGCCUGUGAAGUCUUGAUUAUUUGUAGUAAAAUUAACAGGGCUAUCUUACGUUAUGGUAUAUCAUAAAUGCUGACAAAUUCUGACUAUUAAAAAAAAAUAAGCACAGAACUCUUUCACAUGAUUAAAUCUAUGCCCCAGACCAACAGCUCCUGUGAACAAUUUUUGCCACUUAUUUAGCCAUGAAUGGAGUUUUCUCUUCCUUCAAACUUUUCUAGGAGAAUUUGAUUCAAGCUUUUACAUGGGGAAUUUUAUUUUAAAAAUGCAAAUGCAAAGUAUGGCUGUUUUAUACAAUCUAGUUGCCUGCUACAUACUUACAGAUAGGGAGCCCUUGUCUUCAUAUGUAUUUCAGAUAAGUUUAUGUGCACAAGCUUUGCUUCAUAUGUUGUAUUUGUUGAAAGUGCACCCAGCAUUUUGGGUUUACAAUUUUCCUGGCACUAAUGUGCAUGCACAGAUUGAAGAAAACAUUUGAAAUUUUGAUCCAAAGUCUGAAAAAUUAGCUUUAUAACCUAUCAACUGAGGAUCUUGCAAAAAAUAGUUUUCAAAAAUCUCAUCCCAUACUCUGGAGAAUACAGCUACCACAUACAAGGAUAUCCCUGGCCAACUGAACAACUCUUCAAAACCUGCCCAAGCAAUAUUUCAAAUGGGUAACUGAGCAUUUCCAGAAGAAUGAAAAAUACAGAUAUAAAGUUGCCCUGACAAAAGUAUUUUACUACAUUUUCUACCGAAGCUUUGUAUCGGCAAGGCAAUGACACAGUCUGAUGUUCAUAUCUGUUCAUGCAUGAUCCUCACUUCAGGCAAAAUCUUGCACUCUUCACUCAGGCCCAUCUCCCAGGAGUCAACAAGGGGAGAUGUGCCUGGGCAAAGGAGGAAAACCUGUUCCUCUGGAGGGGAGUUCUUUGAUUUCCUGGAGAAAUCGUUCUACAUGCAUCCCUGCCUGGAAUGCAGAGCAGGCAGCUGCAUGCCUUCCCACUGCAAUGCUGGCAAUGGUAACUUGUGUAAAAAUGAAAACACCAGUGCAGCAGGCUCGUUUUGUGCUCGUGGAAGAGUGCAGAAGCCUUUCUAAGACUUGUCUCUAGCACCUCAAAGGGGCAUCAGCUGAAAAGCGGUAUCAUUAUAAUUGCCAGUGUUUUUUAUUUUAUUACCGUACUCAGUUUAUUUAAUGCUCAAGGGUCUGGCAUCAAGAGAAUUAUUUUGAACACAGUGAGCAUUUAAAGUGGAAUCUAGCACACUUCAAAGGCUUAGGGAUGAGGAAGAAAACCUAAUUUUUAUUUAAUUCUCCUAAUUCUUGCUGGUUGAUGACUUGCAAACUGUUACUCAGGCUGUGGCAUUACUAUGUGCUUUUUACAAACAUCUGCCUUAUUGUAGCAGCGCAUAUAUGGAAUGAUAGCUAUUUUCUGUAUUUAGAUGCUUCAUUCUUCACCGUUGUACUCCACUUAACCAGUGCUAUGCCCUAGACCUGAGAUAUAUUCAUGUUAUGGUUCUGGUGAGCCAGUACACUGCUGCUGUUUUUGGACUGUACUGCAAUAGUAUAACAGCACAUUAGAAGGAACAGAGGAUCAACUGCUGCAAGAUCACCUGGAAACCCAGAGAAAACUAUGAUCCCAAUACUGUUCCAUUUUUCUUUUCUGAGCUAUGAUUCUGAGAGAUAAAUUAGUAGAAGGUUCACAAGAAUAAUUUCAAACCCACAACUCUCAUUUGAUUUCUUAUUUCUUGUUAAUGCAGAAUUACACCAUAUGACAAAUAUUGUAAUUCUAAAAUAGAAAAGAAAAUCCCUUAGAAAUGCAUCUCAUCAAGAUUUUAAUCCCACUUCACUCAGUAACAAUGUGCCAUUAAACUGUUACUUUUAAUUUUCCAUAACAGGCCACCAUUUCAGAUGUUUUAUCAAAAAGCAGUGAGUGUCAAUGGGAGGUUCCAGGCUACUGACACUGAAGCAGAGUAGAAUGGGCAGUUGUGUGAUACUCCCGUGCCAAAAUACAGCACAAUCCUUCAGCAGCUGAGUGCUGAAAUAUUUCUUUACCUGUUUCCACUGAAAUCACAAGACAUUAAAAGCGUUCUGUUGUCUUUUGUUUCAUUUUUCCCUGUAAAUAAUCCUGGCAGUGGACAAACACACAAGCAUCUCAAUCUGGGGAAGCAGGAACUACCAGAAGAGAAAGCAAACAUAUAGUAUAAAAGACCCAGUGCUCAAACCGUUCCCACCAGUCAGUGCAUACUUCAGCUUUCAAUGCCAACAGACCCAUGAAACAAAGCAGUACAUAUGGGAAGCAUGUUAUAUACAGGUCCAAUUUAACUACCAGUAGCUGAACUGCUGGGUCAAUCCAAACACAAAAUAAUUAUUUUAGUUCACCCUUCUUGGCUUGAGGGGGUUUUUGUUGUUUUAGUUCUUUUUCUUUGGUUGUUUGAUUUGGUUUCAUUUGUGUCAUUUUAAACACAAAGCCGGAUAUGUAGCUAUAUUAACAAAAACACCCAAAGUCGGAGGUACAAGAGAUAUAUUUACAUAUUUACAUGUUUAUCACCUGGCAACAUUAGAGCACUGAGGGGACCUACUUGCCAUUAAAGAAAAAAAAAGAAAGCUGCCAACUCUCUUUCAGUUUAAAAAUAAUAAAUAAUAAAUGGGAAGGGAGGAAGAGGACUGGAAAUUUGGUUGAAAAAUCUGUUUGACCCAGUUAGAAAUCUAUCUGAAAUUUCUUUCUUGUUAAUGCAUUUUGUUUGAACAGACAGAAGUGAAAAAAAAAAAAACAUAACUAGCUGAGUCAGCCUGACAUGUCAUCAAUUAAAUGAUUUCUUCACUUUAGAACAGUGUGUUGUCAAACGAUUACAUCUCAGUAUCAGUGAGAAAACAGUGUCUUUCUUAUCUACAAGGAAAAAAGCAUGUAGAGAAAGUAACCCACAAUACUGUAGAAUUUCAUAGAUGCCCUCUUGCUGGGAAAAAUGGCAGCAGGACAGACUUGGUAACAGCAUCACCUUGAAUCUUGCUGUAAUUAGUGCAAGGCCUUGCUUGCAACCAUCAUUCUGUUCCGAAGUGACAACCUCACAAUAUGUGAACCAGGCUGUGCAAGAUGGGAGUUAUCUCGUAAAAGCGCUUCACAUUUAGGGCUGAGGGGGUUUAAGAUCAGCAUUUACAGUUAAUUCCUAAUACAGUGUGUUGGGCAAGGAGCAGGAACUACAGGUAGAAGUUCUCCAGGGUUCUGCAGUUGUCUGAAAGGACCUCCAUCUCCUUGAAGGUCCGUAAAGCGCACUAAUCCAGAUGGCAGUGACGGACACUAUUCAGGAAAGGUACCACCAGGACAUACCUCACCUGCUGACCGAACACGGCACCCGUGGCACAGAGGGGAAGAUGACAUGAGAACCUGUAAGCAUCUGGGCUGUUCAUUUGUUUGUUUUGUCUGGGUUUUUUAGUUCCUUCCUUUGCUCAAAUGUAGACAUUGUAAAACUGGAAUGUUUUACUCAGUUGCAUGCUGGCCAGCUGUCAUUUUUAAUACCCAUUGCAAAGGUGCGUGAAGAGAGGUGUGUUGUUUUGGUAUACUUUUGUUUUUAAUAACACAUGAACAUUGUACUAUGCUUUAUUAUUUCUUGUUCAAUAAAUAGUCCUGGUAUCUCUAUGUUUCAUGUCAAAUUUUGGAGAGUAGAGCCAUACCUGUAUCGAGGCUCUCUCAAUUAGGUGGGCAUUUUGUUCAUUUAGUAGAAAUAAUGCAUGAUUACUUUCACAGUGAUGGUUUGAGGGACAAAAAAUUUCUUAAUUUUAUAAUAUGUAUUACAAUCUUCUAAACACAAGUAAAAAUGUACUGUGAUUUAUUUAUAUAAAUCUAGUCUGAACAAAUAAGUUUUGAUCUUAAUAAAAACUCUGUAAGAAAUUGUGCAAUUGUAA
Molecule: messenger RNA, 6741 nt
Organism: Columba livia (rock pigeon)
Lineage: Eukaryota; Metazoa; Chordata; Aves; Columbiformes; Columbidae
Gene: SYT9
Product: synaptotagmin 9
Exons: 8
Coding region: 419-1996 (525 amino acids)
Biological process (GO): calcium-ion regulated exocytosis; regulation of calcium ion-dependent exocytosis; regulation of dopamine secretion
Cellular component (GO): exocytic vesicle; plasma membrane; dense core granule
Molecular function (GO): calcium-dependent phospholipid binding; phosphatidylserine binding; SNARE binding
Source: RefSeq, a predicted model, not a curated record